Messenger RNA from Daldinia childiae, 759 nucleotides. Its product is annotated as 4-formylbenzenesulfonate dehydrogenase TsaC1/TsaC2. Bases 1 to 759 code for a protein of 252 amino acids. The record is from RefSeq and is a predicted model, not a curated record. NCBI's taxonomy places the organism in Eukaryota, Fungi, Ascomycota, Sordariomycetes, Xylariales, Hypoxylaceae. The transcript is spliced from 2 exons.
AUGGCUCCUCGACCCCGUCUAGAAGGCAAGGUCGCAAUCGUGACGGGAGGCGCGUCGGGGUUCGGCAAAGGCAUCGUAGCUAAAUUCGUCGAAGAAGGGGCUCGAAUUAUCAUCGCCGAUCUCUCGGAGGAAGCUGGUCGAGCGGCAGCCCAGGAGCUGGGAUGUAAUUUCGCAGCAGCCGAUGUGACGAAACGCGAGGACUGGGAACGUCUUCUUCAGACGGCUCUGGAUACGUCUGGCCAGCUCGACAUUGUGGUGAACAACGCCGGAGCGACGUACGCUAAUAAGCCUACCGAAGAGGUGACGGAUAAAGACUUUGACCUCGUCAUGAACGUCAAUGUCAAGUCUGUAUAUAUCUCCACUAGCGUUAUCGUACCCUACUUCCUCGAAAAGAAGAGAUCGGGGAAUUUUAUUCAGGUUGCUUCUACCGCCGGUGUUCGACCGCGCCCGAGGCUUACCUGGUAUAAUGCAUCAAAGGCAGCUGUGAUUAAUGCUACAAAGACGAUGGCAGUCGAGUAUGGACCUCAGCAGAUCCGGUUCAAUGCGGUUUCUCCAGUCGUUGGAAGCACAGGGAUGACACACCUAUUCAUCGGCAAGCCCAACACAGCUGAGAACCGCAAAGCGUUCGAGUCUCUGAUACCGCUAGGUAGAGGCUCGACUCCGGAAGAUGUCGCUAACGCUUGUUGUUACCUAGCUAGCGACGAAGCUGCCUUCAUCACCGGGGUCAACAUCGAGGUAGAUGGAGGGAGAUGUGUUUGA